AUGUUGAACGAUGAUAUGGACCCUAUUGCUUUUUUCGAUCAUCUCGCUGCUACUUCACAGUCUUCCAAUGAGGAUGAGAUGCAGUUAUCUUACGGAGGAGUAGCUGAUAAACAGCAGCAUGAUCACAGUAAACAGCUCUUGAACAGUCGUUCGCUAGAAACUAUCAAGCCACUCAGAAAAGAGGAGGAAGAGCAAGAAGAAGACCCAGUACGGCCAUCGUUAUCACUUCAGCAACAUCCAAACAACUUUGCUUCGAAAUGGCUCGAGUUGGUAUCAAGCUAUAGGCUAGAAAAAGAAGCUCUGAGUCAACACUUGAAAGAUCAACUGAUUGCAUUAGAGGAAAUAGAAGAGCAUUUCGACAAAGCCAACAUUGAUUUACAUUCCAAAAUAGAGAAUUCAUACCAUCAACUAUCGAAACACAUUGCUGAUCAUCAGCAACACAUCAUCGUUGAGAAGCAGCUGUUUCAUAAAGAGCAAAGCAUCAUAAAAGAGAUCAAACGAUUCCAGGAUGAAAAGAUCAAGCUCAAUGUUGGAGGACAGUUGUUUGAGACUUCACUGACAACGCUACGGAAAGAUCCCAAUUCCAUGUUGGCCUCCAUGUUCUCUGAGGAUAGGACUAUUCAGCCCGAUGCUGAUAAUUCAUACUUCAUAGACAGAGAUGGCACCUACUUUAGAUUAGUCUUGAACUAUUUGCGUGAUUUGAGGAUACCUGCGGGCAUUAUUGAUGACCCCAAAAUUAUGGAUGAAUUGAUGCAAGAGGCAAGGUUCUACAGACUGAAUGAUUUACUCAAAUUAAAGUGGAAUAAUCUGCCUGUCAUCACACAAGAUGAAUUGCACCAUUUGUAUCCACCUCCGCCGAGAAAUGCCAAUGAAAUCAUGAUUUACAGACCUACCGUGUUCCAACUGCAGAAGACGAACCUCUCUAACCUAGACUUUUCGCAUUACCAUAUAGAUCCGAGAUCUUGCUUCAAGGAUAGCUACCUGGAGAACUGCAAAUUCCACAAUGCCAAAUUUGGAUUCGAUUUUGAUCAUCAAGUGGAUUUUACGUACACGUAUCUAAUAGAUGCGACAUUUCCAAAGGAAGGAACAAACAACAGAGCAUCAGGAGUAGAAAUCAAGCUGGAGGGAGCGAUCUUGAGCGAGCAUGUCGAGGACAUGUUUGUUUAA
Mucor velutinosus is the source of this 1167-nucleotide messenger RNA. RefSeq lists its product as uncharacterized. NCBI's taxonomy places the organism in Eukaryota, Fungi, Mucoromycota, Mucoromycetes, Mucorales, Mucoraceae. The transcript is spliced from 9 exons. The coding region runs from base 1 to 1167 and encodes 388 amino acids. Gene Ontology annotation, biological process: protein homooligomerization. Gene Ontology annotation, molecular function: protein binding. The record is from RefSeq and is a predicted model, not a curated record.